UUUUAAACUCGUUUGUUGUUUCCAGGGACAAUGGGUAUUUCAAGAGACCAUUGGCAUAAACGCCGGGCAACCGGAGGAAAGAGAUGUCCGCUGAGGAAGAAGAGGAAGUUCGAGAUGGCUCGCCCCGCGGCCAUGACGAAGCUUGGAGCUCAACGUAUCCACCCCGUCAGAGUUAGGGGAGGAAACAAGAAGUUCAGGGCUCUGCGUCUUGACCAGGGUAACUUCUCUUGGGGUAGUGAGGCUAUCUCCAGGAAGACCCGUAUCAUCGACGUUGUGUACAACGCUUGCAACAACGAGCUGGUCAGAACCAAGACCCUCGUCAAGAACGCUAUCGUCGUUAUUGAUGCUGCUCCUUUCCGUCAGUGGUAUGAGUCCCACUAUGCCCUUCCUCUCGGUCGUAAAAAGGGAGCUAAGCUGAGCGAGGCUGAUGAGAAGAUCCUCAGCCAGAAGAGGUCUAGCAAGACUGACAAGAAGUACAAGGAGAGACAGAAGGACGCUAAGGUUGACCAGGCCCUCAAUGAUCAGUUCCUCACAGGUCGAGUGCUCGCUGCCAUCUCUUCCAGACCUGGACAGUGCGGACGCUCAGACGGAUAUGUUCUCGAGGGCAAAGAGUUGGAGUUCUAUCUACGUAAGAUCAAGGCCAAGAAGGGCAAAUAAACCAUCCACCAAACCUCUUUCGUAUGACGGAUUUGUAACCUCUUGAACCUGUCAUAACAGCGUGAAUCUAUUUCAGAA
Molecule: messenger RNA, 735 nt
Organism: Eurytemora carolleeae
Lineage: Eukaryota; Metazoa; Arthropoda; Copepoda; Calanoida; Temoridae
Gene: RpS8
Product: 40S ribosomal protein S8-like
Exons: 5
Coding region: 31-657 (208 amino acids)
Biological process (GO): maturation of SSU-rRNA from tricistronic rRNA transcript (SSU-rRNA, 5.8S rRNA, LSU-rRNA); translation
Cellular component (GO): cytosolic small ribosomal subunit; ribosome
Molecular function (GO): structural constituent of ribosome
Source: RefSeq, a predicted model, not a curated record